CCAAACAAACUAUACUCUCGUACCACUUUAUAAACAUAAACAAAAUAAAAUUGAAAAAUUAUUUCAGUUUGUAUGGUUUGUAUUAUGCGUGAAAUCGUUUAUUAGUUAAGAAGAAAUAUUAUAUUUAAUUACAGGAAAUGGCUAGCAAAAGAACUGAAUUACCGCAUGUGGUACAAAAAUUCGACUGGGACUGUGGAAUUGCCUGUAUCCAAAUGAUUUUACUUCAAUUAGGACAAAUAUUUGAUGCCUCAGCAUUAUUUGGUGCACUGCCGAUCCUGGGGGUGACAGAAAGUGUGUGGACAAUAGAUCUGGCAAAUAUUUUGCGACAUUUCAAAAUAGAUUGUGUUUUCUAUACUGUAACUUGUGGUGUCGACCCUGGUUAUCAGGACGAAACAUAUUAUAAGGAUGACUUUAAAGCCGAGCAAACUCGGGUAAACACAUUGUUUGAAAAAGCCACAGAAAUGGGUAUUAAAAUUGUUAAAAGGUGAGUUUUAUAUACAGUACAACUUUUUCUUGCAUUUGGUUAAUUAUUAACACUUUAAUUAAAUAUUAAUUAAUUCAUAUUAUUAUUGCUAAUUAAGAUUAAUACACCCUUCUGGAAGUACGUCAUUUGGCUAUACAGCCUUGUUUUUGUGUAAACGAGAUUAAUUGAAUCCAAUCCUCUCAAUCACAAAAACGAGGCUCUAUCAGGCCAAUGUGAUGUCAUACUUUCCAGAAGGGUUGUUAACAAUUACUCAAUUAAAUAUUAAUUAGUUAAGAUACUAUGAUUGCUACUUUAGUUUACUUAAUGUAAUUAUGGAAUUAUUAUGUAAAUAAAAUUUAAUUAAUUGUUUAAUUAAUCUCAUUUCCAGGUCUAUAACUAUGGCAGAUAUUCUUACAAAGUUGGACGAAGGAAACGUUGCAAUUGUACUGGUCGACUCCAACAUACUCACAUGCAACUCUUGUGCAAAGAAAUAUGAACAAUGUCAAGAAAACAAUGCAAUAUAUCUCCCGACAUUUCCAUUUUCAAAUAAUGAUCGUACAAAAGAUUAUCAAGGACAUUACAUAGUUUUGUGUGGUUAUGACACUGAGGCGGGGGUUAUAUUUUGUAAGAAUCCUUCAUUAGAGGAUGUCGAAUGUUGUGUGAACAUCCCUUCAUUUGAUGCGGCAAGGAAAAGUUAUGGCACGGAUGAAGAUAUUAUAUUUAUAAAUAUGAGCAAAUAAAUAUGAACAUAUAAGUUUUUACAAAAUGUGUUUGAUAUUAUGUAAAUUGACAUAAUUGUGCAUGCUUGAUUGCUUAUAAUACCAAACCACACAAACAAUAAUCUGCAACAUACACAAACAACACCUGUAAUAUACUCAGUACCCAGCUUGUCAAUUACAGAUUGUAAAUUUUAUAGGAUGCGUAAUGUGACAAUAUUUUUUGUGAAUAUGUGCUUACGAUAUUCAUACCUCAAUCCAAGAAACUCAAAUCCCUAUAUGGGCAACUGCCCCCCCCCCCCCAAAAAAAAAACAAACAAAAAAAAACUUCACAAAACCAUGGCAAUUUGCACAAAUGCUGGGAAAUAUCAAGAAAAUUGAGGCAGAUUUAUAAAAAAAUAUGUUAAAUUCAGGUUAGUUCAUUACAAUCUUCCAUAAAAAAAUUGGGCAAACAUUCAACUGCCCCCCCUGUCCCUUUGAACUUUGAAGACUAAAUUCAUGUCAAGUCGCCUCAAAUAUUGUCUACUGUUACACCUUGUUCUAAAUUCUUCCUUUCCAAUGGAUUAUUGAAAGUGAUUAUAUAUUUUUAUAUUUAUUUGAUAUAGAUGUUUUUGUGGAGUGUGAACAAUUUAAUUAGUCAAUAUUUGGUAAAAUACACUGUCCAGUCUGGCUUUAUUGUCCUUGAUUUUUAUCCCCCUCGCGAAUGACAUGUGGUUUGUAGUCGGGUUUCACUGCAUUUGAUAAUUCUUCUGCGUACAUAUCCAGGCGAGAUGUAGCCUGAAAAAGAAAUCAUACAGCUUUUUAAACAACAUUGCCACCCUACGACU
Paramuricea clavata is the source of this 2006-nucleotide messenger RNA. NCBI's taxonomy places the organism in Eukaryota, Metazoa, Cnidaria, Anthozoa, Malacalcyonacea, Plexauridae. The record is from the annotation of a GenBank genome assembly.